Molecule: messenger RNA, 2625 nt
Organism: Candoia aspera
Lineage: Eukaryota; Metazoa; Chordata; Lepidosauria; Squamata; Candoiidae
Product: nuclear factor interleukin-3-regulated protein-like
Exons: 2
Coding region: 735-2072 (445 amino acids)
Biological process (GO): circadian rhythm; regulation of DNA-templated transcription
Cellular component (GO): nucleus
Molecular function (GO): DNA binding; DNA-binding transcription factor activity
Source: RefSeq, a predicted model, not a curated record
CCCGCUCCUCCCCUCGAUUUGUUUUGUGCGGCGACUUCGGGAGCGUGACGGAGGCGCUUAGCAGCGCUUAUGCAACCGGCUGACCUACUAACACACAUUCGCCUGGGGAAAGAAGUAGGGCGGCGACGGCGGCGGCGGCGGCAGCAGCGGCAGCAAAGCUCGCGAAAGACGCGCGGCGGCAAGGCGAGGCCAGCCCGGCGACUCCUUUCUGCCGCUGGAGAGGCGGCUUCUUCUCUAGAGAGGUGGCCGAGGCGCGCCUGGAAGAGGCGUUUCUGUUGCCUUCUGGGCCUGACCCGGCAGUUGCUGUUGACUCUCUUCCCUGGACUCUUCCCUGGACUCUCUGUCCAGCCACAUCCCGGCUCCUGUUGUCUGCAGGAUUUUGGCAGCAAAGCCACUCUGGUUUUACUGAACUGAAGGUUGAGGACGGCAAAACCAUCCCAAGGAAUCUGGAGACAGUCCCUUUUCGGCCAGGGUUUGGAAGAUGGUCUCCUCGUAUUGGACAAUUCAUUUUCCAUUGAUGGGAGCCCAGAUCCCAUCCGACUGUAGCAACUGGAGGACAGCUCACAGCCAUAGUGGAUGUAGCUCCCCUGGCAACACAGCUUGGUAACCGUUUUGGGGGCAUAGCUGGGAAGAAGCAUCCUGUGGGGCAGCAGGAGCAACAGCAGCCACAGUUCUGAGGGAAAUAUUCCAGCGACAGACAAAGGGCAUCUGGACAUUUUGCCCCCUCCCACCCCAUGAUGGAGAGCCUCAACUCCCCCACAUUAUGUGUGGCCGGGAACUUUCCUGAGUUCCACCACAACAGCAUUAUUCAGCGAGCCCGAACCCUGAAGAGCAAGCCAAAUGCCAACUGUAGGCGAAAGCGAGAGUUCAUCUCUGAUGAGAAGAAGGAUGCCAGCUACUGGGAGAAGCGUCGGAAGAACAACGAGGCUGCUAAGCGUUCCCGGGAGAAGCGGCGGUUCAAUGACCUGGUCCUGGAGAACAGGCUGCUGGCACUCAAUGAGGAGAACGUGCGGCUGAAAACAGAGCUGCUGCAGCUAAAACUGCGCUUUGGCCUCAUCAGCACGACUGCCUUCAUGGAGAAGAGCCAGCAGCUGAGCACUGCCAGUGCCAAUGCCCCAGCACACUUGUACGGUGUUGGCAACAGCGGUUUGUAUUCCAGUCCCCUGUCCCGAGCCCCACCCUCUGAGGACUCGUCUGAAACGGAGCAGUCAAGCCGGGAUAGCGUAAGUGCAUCGGUAGCCAAGUAUUCCCCCCGGGACUCUCUCUCUGACCUGUCUGACGGCUCAUCCCGGGACAGCCCUCUACCCCAGACGCUUGAGGAGGCCCAGGCCAUCCAUCGUGUUUACGGGGAUGCCCCCUUGCAGCCUUACCCAGAGCCCAAGGGCUCGGUUCCCCGCAGUGUUAUCCUCUUCAGUGCCAAUGGCUUUACUGCAGUGGCCCCUCCCCAGCCCUUGCUUCCUGAAGAGGCAGAGCAGGCAGAAGGCUGUGUGAGCAAGGCUUCCAAAAGCCGCUGCGGGGGGCAUGACCCCCACUGCCCACCAGGGGAGCUCCGGACGCACUCAGGGUGCUGCUCAAAGACCCAGCACUAUAGUGCUCCCACCACGUAUUUGGAGGGGGAGCAUGUGAGGAAAGUCGAAGAGCCUAGGUCUCCGUUUGAGGGUUACUCCAGUGAGGAAGGUGAAGAACCCACUUGGGGAUGUUCCUCUGCUCCCUUCCCCAUGCCAUUGGAUGCCCAUCCCGAUGUGAAGACCGCAGCUCUCCCGCACAAGCUUCGGCUCAAAUGCAGAGCGCACAGCAGUGGAGUUCAUGAAUCGUUCCCCAGUUCUAGCCCUGCUCCAACCGGCUGCUGCCAGGAAGCCCCAGCGGCCUCAGACUGGGACAGUGACCGACACGAGGAGAUGUCAGUCUUGGUGCGGCAAGCCUUGUUUCUGAAUGAGCCCCCCACCUCCAGUGGCAACCUGGAAAGACUUUUGUGUCAUGGCUCAGGGCUCCCCUCAGAUAACUCAGUCUCAAAGGACCAUGUCAGCAGGUGGGAGGAUGCUUGUCAUGAUGAUGGCCCCAGGCCCACUUGAAGAAGACCUCAGUAUGGAUAAAGAUUUGGGAAGGAAGAAGAAGAAACGGAACUGGGCUUUGGUACAAGAAAGGAAUUCUACAUGGCCAGAUGAGCAUUGGAGAAGAGGGCCAUAACUGACUGGGACCCGCUGGCUUCAGAAUCUGGGGGAAUAGGGAUCAUGAGAUGGCAAAAGAGGACAGGUCGGUUGAACAUGGGGGGUAGGGUGGGGCUCCCUCAGAAAAAGACUGUGGAAUUACUAAGGUGUAGUGGGUGAUGGGACCCCUGCUUUCUAGGCUCCAGAAUUCAGUGUGUAGAUGAGAUGUGUUUUGCUGGGCAAAUGCUUAGUGGUAUUCUAACUUGACAGCAAUUCUGGAAUCGUGAUAGAUAAGAGAACAUCCAAAAGUUGGCAUCCAAUCCAUCCUGCACUGAUGCUGAGGUUCUUGGAUACCCACAAUAGAGAUGCCUAAAUGGAUUGUCAGUGACUGUAUUUUCUCUGUCAGAAAUUGCUUGGCCAAACCAAGCUGUGUGUGUUUUUAAUUACUAAAAUAAACCUACAGAAAAAUGUUGAGAAA